Messenger RNA from Triticum turgidum subsp. durum (durum wheat), 1230 nucleotides. NCBI's taxonomy places the organism in Eukaryota, Viridiplantae, Streptophyta, Magnoliopsida, Poales, Poaceae. The record is from the annotation of a GenBank genome assembly.
AUGAAUGCAACAUCCAAGGUGAUGAUAGAUGGGGCGUUAGAGAAGAUCGAUGCGGCGCUAGAGAAGAUGAAUGCAGCAUCCAAGGUGAUGAUAGAUGGGGCGUUAGAGAAGAUCGAUGCGGCAUCCAAGGUGAUGAUAGAUGCGGCAUCCAAGAUGAUUGAAGCCACAUCCAAGCAGCAUGACACUAGAGCUGGCGAGCAAGAUGGUGACAUGCAGGAGAUGCAGUCACUCGUCCAUACGCUGGUUACCAAGGAACGACAAAGCAAUGGCGAGUUGCAACGUGCUCGGAAAAUUCUGAUAGAUGAACUGCCGAAGUUUACAAAUGUGCAGGAACAUAUAGGCAUCAAAUGGAUGGGUGAGCUGGAUCUGAAAGCAUUUGCGAAUGCUUCUUGCAGCAAAAAUGUGCCACAAGAAGAUGCACAAGUGAACUCUGCUAUUCUUUGUUCAAAAUGGCAAGCUGAAAUCGCAAACCCGGGCUGGCAUCCUUUUAGGGUAGUCAUGGUUGAUGGUCAAGAGACGCAAAUUCUCUCAGAGGACGAUGACAAGCUACGCAGCUUAAAAGAGGAGCAUGGUGAGGAAAUCUACAGCUUGGUGACAAAGGGGCUGCUUGAGAUGAACGAGUACAACCCCAGCGGACGCUACGCCACACCGGAGCUGUGGAACCGUAAGGAUGACCGGAAAGCAACACUGGAGGAAGCCAUCCAGCAAGACAAUGAGAUGCAAGCAAUGAGAUCGCUCAACAAGACACUGGUUACCAAGGAAAUACAAAGCAACGAUGAGUUGCAGCAUGCCCGGAAGAUGCUCAUACAGCUUAUAACUUGCAACUUUGAGUCAUCAAUUUCUCAUAGGCUAGUAGCAUUCUAUAAUACAAAUACCGAGCGGGUUCAGUACAUGACAUCUGCCUUUGCAAACAUUCCCUUCUUUCUAGGAAAUCCUCUCGAUGACAAGCUUCGCGUCCUAAAAGAGGAGCAUGGUGAAGAAAUCUACAGCUUGGUGACAAAGGCGCUGCUCGAGAUCAACGAGUACAACCCCAGCGGACGCUACGUUGUACCUGAGGUGUGGAACUGCAAGAAUGACCGGAAGGCAACGCUGGAGGAAGGCAUCAAGUUCAUUGUCGAACAGUCCCAGUCACCCAAGAGGAACGUUGAGGCCCCAAAUAGUGAGUCUGGGGUGCCCUGCUUUUGCUUUGAUGAAACUGAUACGUGCCCCUUGAACUUUGACUUAUGGUAA